Pelobates cultripes (western spadefoot toad) is the source of this 4630-nucleotide messenger RNA. The record is from the annotation of a GenBank genome assembly. Lineage: Eukaryota; Metazoa; Chordata; Amphibia; Anura; Pelobatidae.
CCUCACUCAGUACAGCACUUACUAGGUAAAAAACAGCAAACGUUGGAAGGAGAUGACUCUCAUCAAUAGCAGUGGGAUUUAAUUUCCAAGCCCUCUCUCUUGCUCAGAUUUGGAGGGGUUACAUGAGUCUGCUUUUGGUAUUUCAUCCUGUGCCACAAUGUUUGCCAACCCUGUGACUUCCACUCCAUUUUCUGUCAAAGACAUUUUGAACUUGGAGCAACAUCAGACUGGCAUGUCUGCCAUGGACAUAUCUCCAAGACUGGACUCUUCUUCUUGCAUGCUCUCCAACUUCAAACAGGAGUCCUACCCUGCCACCCCUUGUCUGUCUGAUCUGAGUGAGGACAUGUCCCACAGAAGCACCUCCAAAGCCUCCUCACCUUUCCCUGGCUCAUUUUUUGUCAAGAAUUAUAUUGAAAUGGAUCCUCUUAAAGACCCCAAGGAAGACAAGAAAGGUAAAUGUGGCAUGUUUCUUAUAUUCUAAAUAGGCAGCCAAUGGGAUACACACUCAUUUAUUUGGGGAUUGUAUUAUUCUGUUACUGAUCUCAUUGUGAUUGUAUAUUUAGUAAAGAGGAAGGCUAAGGAUAAGGAGUUACAAUGUUUUAAUGUAAGGCACCUUAGAGCAAUUUGAUACUCCAUUGCUGCUAGCCUCUAUGGAUAUUGACAGUAUUUUAACCCAGGUAGAAUCAGUAAGAAAAAUAACAAAAGGAACAUUGUAUUCAGUAAUCAUGAUAAUGUACCCAAAGGCUAAACUUGGAAGGAUCUCACUUGUAAUCAGGAGACCAGGCAAAUAAAUGGAGUUCAUCUGCUUGGUGGGUAGACUGUCAAUUGUCUGAUAGCAUCUCCUAAUAAUUUGCUAAUUAUUCCAUUUCCAUACUAUUGUCCACUUAAUGUAUCUUAUCUGCAAUCGGUUUAUGAGUCGCCAAGGCUUUUAAUGAAUGAUUUAUUUGUUUAACCGGUUGUAAUCUUAAUGGUGAUACAAUGCAGGCUCUCAGCAUGCAGGACUCCAGCCCGUGACGUCACGGGGCAGGAGAUGUCAUGGAAUUGGGCUACACGUGUUUAUUUUCAAUGUCUGAUCACACGUUAAAUAGUAUGUUGUCCUUAUGAUUUAAAUUACUCAUAUAUAUAAAUGUAUAUAUUUACAUUAUUUAUAUAUAAAUAUGUCUAUAUUAUAUAUCUAUAUCCAAUUAGAGAUUAAAUCUAAUCUAAUUGGUUUGAUUGACAAUAAUAAUAUAAAGAGAGAGAGAGAGAGAGAGAGAGAGAGAAAGAGAGAGAGAGAGAGAGAGAGAAAGAGAGAGAGAGAGAGAGAGAGUGUGUGUGUGUGUGUGUGUGUGUGUGUGUGUGUGUGUGUGUGUGUGUAGUCAAAUCAAAAAUAUGCUUUUAUUCAGCAAUUUUAGUGAAUACAAAUCAUGUCAAAUAUAUAUAAUAUUUUUAUAUAUCUAUUUAUUUUUUUAUUCCAGUCCAGGAGACUGCUUAUUGUACUUGCGUUCUCUAAAAGAUAAUGCAAAACACCUGAAUUAUUCAUUCAAACCAAUUAUUUAAAAUAUUAAAAUAAAUUUAAUGUUCAUGUAAAUAUUAGGUGAGUGAGAAUAUAAACGGUUAGAUUUUCAUGUAAACAUGUUCAAUGUGUUUCUACACACACAAACACAACACAGAACACACAUAGAUACACAUACUUACUACAUACCAAUAUAAUCUGUUUUCAUAUGAGAUAGGAAAAUUACCCUUAAUAACCUCCAGAGAUUCCAGAGCUGACAAACCCAUUGAGCUCCAUUAGUGGAAGAUAAGAAAUCGGGAAAAAAGCGUUUAGCAAUAAAAUGUACUGCAGGCGCUUUAACCUGCUGUCCUUCCUAAUGAGCACAUUAGACGGUUUGCAUUGUAACAAGGUGUGCUGCUGGUGUAACUUCAGAAGGCUCUGCAUUGUAAAAAGCUGCAUAAAUACUACUAAUAUAUCGAUAUAUAGAUAUACACAAAUAUAUAUGACACUUCAUACUUUUAUAUAUGAAUUUGCAGGCGCUAUAUAAAUAAUAAAAUAAUAAUAAUAAUAAUAUUAUAAAACACGGUGUGCUUCAGUGGCUCUGCAUGGAAAACACUUCCUAUAUAACACUAUCAUAUAAUAUAUAAUAUUAUAUAUGGACACUAUAUAUAGUAAAAAGAUGUAUGUAUGUAUAUAUAAAUCUAAUAUUAAAAUAAACAGUAAACGGAGCACUCCUUAGGAAUUUUUUUCAACCGUGCAUUUUACAAAUAAUCAACGUUUUGACCCUCCUGGGUCUUUAUCAAGAUAAAAAUAAUAUUAUAUAUGGACACUAUAUAUAGUAAAAAGAUGUGUGUAUAUAUAUAUAUAUAUAUACAUAUAUAUAUAUAUAUAUAAAAUAUUAUAUAUGGCCACUAUAUAUUGUAAAAAGAUGAAGUUUUCUUAUAAUACCUUAUUUUAUUAACAGAAUUUGACAAAGAGAAUUUAAAAUUCAGUAUAAAAUAGCCUAAAUGAAAAAAAUGUCAAGCUAUGCUUUCAGGCUGGCUACUGUGGCCUUAAAUUUGAAAUUUACUUUGAAUUCACUUUGUAUUCUCACUAAAGUAAAUAACCAUGUAACCAUGUAAACUUAGAAUUUUAGCAAAUAAAUCCGAAUUGCAAAAGAUAUCUCCCACAAAUCAAUUCUUGGCUACUUUAGCCCCAGGAUUAAAUUGCUCAAAAUGUAACAAAUGUAAAAAUCCUGAGUUUCUAAAAAGUUUUAUAACGAGAGAUAGUUCAAUGUGUCUUUGUGUUCAUUUUAUAUAUAUAAUCAAAUGGUUAUAUAUAAUAACACAGUUAAUGCAGUUAAACUGUAAAUUUGUUGAGAGUUAUAGCCUUUAAACUUCCUGUAUUGCUUUGUUUGUGAAACUAGAAUGGAUUCUGUACUGUUAUGUGAUAAGAUAGCAUUUAAUUUGCUAAAUGUAUGCCCAAAUUCCUGAAACGGAAAACAAUUUCAUAACUCCACUAUAUAUCUAAGUAGUUUUUUUUUUUUUUGCAUUUUUCUUAUUGUCUAAAUUUAGGAAAUGCGGCGAGUCUAACAGUAUCCAAGAAUUUCUAUAUGUAAAAUUUAUUGCAUAUAAAGUAAUAAAAAUUUUUGUCAGUGCAUCUGUCCAGGGUAUAUGAAGCUUCUGGACAAUAUAGAGUUUUUAUAUUAUUAUUAUAAUAUAGAGACAGCAUUUUCUGCUGUAUUUGACAACAAGUAAUUAACAUACAAAAUAAUACUGACAGAGAGAAGAGGUGAAGAAAGUUUUACUCAGAUAAGUUGACAAUGUACGAGAUAUAACACAGUGACAAAGAGAAAUAUGCACAUUUAGCAAAAUUAUGCACCUCUAUACAUUAUAUUCUUAUUCUACUAUACAUAAUGAAUUAAAACGUAGGACCUAUAUAGUCUAAUAAUAUUAUUGUUUGUGUGUGUGCAUUGACUCUAAAGAGAAUUUCUCUUGUAUCAUCUUUGCUACUGAUUAUUGAAAACCAAUACAUUUUCUUCCUACUUCAGAUCUAUGCCCCUUGCAAAAAAAUAGAGAUAACGACAAGAGAGAUUUGGACGAUCCCGACAGACCAAGGCAAAGGAAGAGGAGGAAGCCUCGAGUUCUGUUUUCCCAAGCACAGGUAUAUGAACUGGAAAGAAGAUUCAAACAACAAAAGUACCUAUCGGCCCCAGAGAGAGACCACUUAGCCAAUGUCCUGAAGUUGACAUCCACACAGGUGAAAAUCUGGUUUCAGAACAGAAGGUACAAAUGCAAAAGGCAGAGGCAAGAUCAGACUUUGGAGAUGGUGGGUCUUCCACCACCAAGGAGGAUAGCUGUCCCUGUGUUGGUGAGAGACGGGAAACCAUGCUUAGGAGAGUCUUCUCCUUACAAUUCUCCAUAUAAUGUCAGCAUCAACCCUUACAGUUACAAUACCUAUCCGCCAUACUCUAAUUACAGUAACCCAGCCUGCAGCAGUAGCUACAGUUGCAGCUAUUCAACCAUGCCAAACAUGCAGCCUAGUUCUGCUGGUAAUAACUUCAUGAAUUUCAAUGUCGGGGACCUAAACACAGUGCAGACUCCAAUUCAGCAAACCAGUGGUGUGUCCGCACUUCAUGGUAUCCGAGCCUGGUAGGACCAGGCCUCGUAACCUCAGAAAGCACUCAAUAAAUUAUAGUGGCAUUGACUACAAAGAUUGGAAAAGAAUUGCAGAUACUUGUGGUACAACAGAGACGUUCUGCACUCAACUAUGACUAGAUGUGACUUAUUGGUACUAGAGAUGCGUGUUUGAAAAAAAAAAAGAGAAUGCCCAGAACUUGUUGGUCUACAGGAGAUAUCUACAGAAGAUACACCUCUCAUCCAGGGGAGUUUAUUAUACAUAUCUAUAUAUAUUUUUUUUGUUCAUGUCAUGUAGUGUUCAGACUUUAAGCACCAUCAAAAGGUAUUUACAGAUUACCUAAGUGUGUCAUUUUUAUGUAUUUAACCCUUUCACCACAGGAUUAUCCCUUUGAAUGUCAUGGCGGCUGUUCCAGCACAUGACUGUGGCACUCAAAGGCUUAACCACCCGUGCAACUUAAACACAAGGGAUUGUGUUGACUACUACUGGGGAAAUUAUUUAAAUGUGGAGUUUCAAACAAUAAACAAAAGAUAUUUGUAG